Drosophila takahashii is the source of this 1403-nucleotide messenger RNA. The record is from RefSeq and is a predicted model, not a curated record. Lineage: Eukaryota; Metazoa; Arthropoda; Insecta; Diptera; Drosophilidae.
CCAAGUUAACAAGUUGCCGGCCGAAAUAGAUUUCAUUUUCAGUUUUGGUCUCGGCUUCGGUUUCUGUUUCAGUUUCGAUUUUUUUGUGCUCAAACGCACUUUAGUUUCGGUUUCCGUUUCGUUUUCGAUUUCGAUUGCUCUGCACUCGAGUGUUAUAGAUAUAUAUUUUUUGGAGUGUCCGAUUGAUUGGCCGAUUGAUUAGCGGGCCACGUGAAACAUGCAAUUCGGUGAGAAGAGGAAGUUAAUAAUUGCUGGAUGCAUCCUGCUGAUGGCGAUGCUUCUGGUCCAGGCGGAGGAUCUCGGCUCCAAGGAUGCACCCCACAUAAGGCACAAGCGCGGAAUCUUCUGGGAUUUUUUCCAGAAAAUGGUCAUCACCAAGAACCUCAUUGUGGAUCAAUACACGGACACCCGCAACACUCUUAACGAUAUUUAUAAUACUGUGAAUGAACAAUUCAGCGAUCCUGGUCCCGAGAAACCCACAAGUCGUCCUCGGGUGACGACCGAGAAAACUGUGAUUCUUAUGAUUUUUGUAUUAGUAAAAAUCUAUAUGGUAUAUUUUUAUAUUUAUUACAAGUCCAUAAGCGGAGAGGAGAGCGGCAGCAAUAGCGAGGAGCCCACCACAACGGAGGCCUUCCAGAUCUCCCGUUACGAACUGGGUCGCAUUCUGGGCAGAAACUUCCGGGGUCUUCAGAAGUUGGCCAUGACCGAGUUCAACACGGCCCUAAAUGCCACCAAAUACAACCUGGCCGAGUACAAAUCGGAGGCGGAUAAACAGUUUGCCAACAGUUUGGCGGUGGAGAAGAAGAACAAGCUGAAGAGUCUCAAGGGCUGAGGAGCCACGCCCACUCGCCUUCCCAUUUUCCAUUUCCCAGUGCCUGAAGGUGAUAGUUGUCUCUGUGAUAGGUUGAUGACUGCAUCCCCCCACCCCCCUUUUUUUUGCCUAUUUAUUUUUGUUCAAACAAAAAGCGGAUGUGGGUCCCCAACGCAUGCGGAUUCGUGUCUACGACUAUUGUGUGUCAAAUUAAAAAGUUUUCUGUCAUAAUUUUAUUGAUAAACUUUUAAGUUAAAAAAGGAGCACCGAAAAAAAGUGGAAAACAAACACCGAAACGGAAGAGAGCAACCGAAAAGGACAAGGACGAAAAAAUAAAAACAUUGUAAGACGGAAAAGCUGGGAAAACUGUACAGAAAUUGAAGGUCUGUGUUCGGUGUUCUGGACGUUUUGUUUUUAGGGUUUCUAUGGGUAUAUUUAUUAUUUUUCUACUGUUAGUUUAUAAAGUAAAAAUAAUUAAAUAAAAUCAAUAUUGUAUUUAUAAAUAUAAAUAGGACCCAAAUUCGAUAAAGUUUUGUUAUUCCUAAGUGUUGAACUAAACUUUGUUAACUUGAAUAAAAUACAAGAAAAAUAA